UAUCAGUGUUCCUCCUUUUGUUCCUAUCAGUGUUCUCUUGUCAUCCCUUCGUUCACUCAAUAAAAACCAGACAGUCCAUACAUUUACCACCUGCAUGCACUGUAAACCGUAGCACUCCGACGGUGCUGCGGUCAUAAACUGGUUACUUUCGCCCUCUUCUGAUGGAUGCUUAAUCACACAAAGUUUAGUGUGUUCGGAGAAACUCCAGCUGGGACGGGGAGAAUCACAAUGUUUGUGUAUUUAUCGUCACAAAAAAUCUUGUAUUCGUGUAUUAUUUCUUCGUCGAUUAAUUCUAAGGUUGUUGUUUUUUUUUAUAACUUUCUUUUUGUCCCGACGAACUGUGAACGAACAGCGGAACCAUUGUCGCCCCUCCAGGAUUUGAACGGAGUUUCUACAGUGUAGCACGCUGUCAAAACGUAAAGCAACGGAAGUGUAGAGGAGAGCAAUUGUAUGGAAACCUAGAAAUCAAACAUCUAUCGCGUGAUUUGUUUACUUGCAUUAUAAAGAUUAUUUUUGGUAUGGAUGACACAGUGAUAGAGGAGGAGGAUGAUUGCCCAGAGUUGGUGCCCAUUGACACCCAGCCUGGUCCUCCUGCAGAGCAGAUUCCUGUCACCAUCAUCACAGGCUACCUUGGUGCUGGAAAAACCACACUCCUGAACUACAUAUUAACAGAGCAACACAAUAAGCGGAUUGCUGUCAUACUUAAUGAGUUUGGAGAAGGCAGUGCCCUGGAGAAGUCCCUCGCAGUGAGCCAGGCCGGAGAGCUGUAUGAGGAGUGGCUAGAACUGAGAAACGGCUGCCUCUGCUGCUCUGUGAAGGACAAUGGUCUUAAAGCCAUUGAGAACCUGAUGGAGAAGAAAGGAAAGUUUGACUACAUUCUCUUAGAAACUACAGGACUUGCUGAUCCAGGAGCCGUGGCCUCUAUGUUCUGGGUUGAUGCAGAGCUUGGCAGUGACAUCUAUUUGGAUGGCAUUGUCACCGUCAUCGAUGCCAAGUAUGGACUAAAGCAACUAACAGAGGAAAAAGCAGAUGGAGCCGUCAGUGAAGCAGUGAGACAGGUUGCUCUCGCUGAUCUGACCAUUAUCAACAAGACAGACCUGGUGAAUGAGGAGGAACUAAACCUGGUUAGAGAUACUGCCAGGUCUAUAAAUGGUCUUGUCAAGAUUCUAGAAACCCAGAGAUCAAGAGUGAAUCUCUCUGAAGUUCUGGAUCUGCAUUCCUUCGACAGUAAGGAUGGAGCAAAUCUAGCAGAGAAGCUCCAGCUGUUGAAACCUACAACACCUCAUCUUGACAAGAGUAUUUUAACGACGUUUGAAGUGGCAGGAGAUCUCUCUGAGGCUGCCUUGAAUGUCUUCAUCCAGGAUCUCCUAUGGGAAAAGAUGUUCAGAAACAAAGAAGGACAACCCAUGACUGUCAUCCGGUUAAAGGGCAUAGUAUCACUUGCAGGUAAAGCCCACCAAGUAAUGGUGCAGGGGGUUCAUGAGCUGUACGAGCUGAAUGAGACUCCACAGCUUUGGCUAGAGAACCCACGAAUCAACAGGCUGGUCUUUAUAGGGAGGAACCUGGACAAGGAUGUUCUGCAGGAGCAGUUCAUUCCUGCAGUCAUGCAGGGUGUAACGAGCCAUUAGCUAGAAGCUUUUCUUUCCCCUUCACAUCAAAAACUGUUGAUUGUGGAGCCAAAGUCAUGCUUGGCCGGACACAAUCCUGGGCCUGUGUCUCACAUGGGCAUUCCUUAUCUAGGUGUGGAUGAGGUAUGUCUGAGCAUGGUUAAGAUUACUGUAGCGCUCAAUGCAGUUGUUUUAAAUUAUGAUAAUCCAUCAUGAACUACUGUAAAAGCUACAGUAUAUCAAAGAGUAUUUAUGUUGAUGUAGCACUGGAGCUCAGUUUGAUGUGAUGUGCUUCUCACCCUGGAAACAAACCAGACAUGACCUCUAUUAAACACUCUCAGAAAAAAAAAAUUCUGCACACACAAAGAUGCCACAAAGGUCCAAAAAUAUAAUCAAUACUUUGGAUAUUUACAAAGAUAGCUUGGUAAAAACAGGUGUGAGAAGUCAUGAAGUGACAUACUGUAUCAAAUGUGGUACAAGAGUGUACUUUGUAAACGAAGCUGCCUUGCCUGUGUUUGAGUUAUUCAAAAUAAAGUUGGUUUCCUGAAUGUUAAUUUGCAACUUCUUUGAAAUACCUAUACAAAGUAAUGUUAUUGUUGUAGCUGACAACAGCAGACUAUUAACAGAGACAAUGCGCCUUUGUGUUAGAGGUUCACUAUGAUAGUCAACAGUGUGAAAAGGGCCUCGAAAAGCAUGUUUUAGUUUUUAAUAUUAUGAAAUGCAUGUAGUUUUUUUUUUGUUUUGCAUCCAGUGAACAGACUGAAGUUUUCUUUUUUAAAAAGACAUUACCAUUGGCUCUAAUUAUUGUUCACAGAUAUUCUGCAAACCUGUAUUAAAUCUGCUCAGUCUAAAGUGGAUUGUUUAAUGAUGAUUGACUUGAUGUACCAGAUUUAUCUUUGCAAUUACAGUGAAACAGAUGUUCAGUUGUGUUAGGUAUUUUUAGUCAGAUAGAAAUUGGAUAGAUACUUUAUGUAUUAGAAAUGUUUAGUGGAGAUAG
This is a messenger RNA of Monopterus albus (swamp eel), 2604 nucleotides long. RefSeq names its product COBW domain containing (gene zng1a). The record is from RefSeq and is a predicted model, not a curated record. NCBI's taxonomy places the organism in Eukaryota, Metazoa, Chordata, Actinopteri, Synbranchiformes, Synbranchidae. Gene Ontology annotation, cellular component: cytoplasm. Bases 519 to 1628 code for a protein of 369 amino acids. The transcript has 16 exons.